GAAAAACACCCCAACUCACCAAUGACAGCAAAGCAGAUAUUGGAAGUCAUUCAGAAAGAAGGAUUAAAAGAAACAAGUGGAACCUCUCCAUUAGCCUGUCUGAAUGCAAUGCUUCACACUAACACUCGAAUAGGGGAUGGAACAUUCUUCAAAAUCCCUGGAAAGUCAGGCCUCUAUGCUCUCAAAAAAGAGGAGUCAUCAUGCCCAGCUGAUGGAACAUUGGAUUUAGGCUGUGAGUCUGAAUUAGAUGGCACAGAAAUGGCUGAGGCAAAUGCCAAUGGAGAGGAAAAUGGAGUUUGUGCAAAGCAGGUAACUGAUGAAGCGUCUUCCACUCGAGAUUCAAGCCUUACUAACCCAGCAGUGCAAAGCAAGUUAGUGUCUUCCUUUCAGCAACACACCAAAAAGGCUCUUAAACAGGCUUUGAGGCAACAGCAGAAGAGAAGAAAUGGAGUCUCAAUGAUGGUAAACAAGACUGUUCCUCGUGUUGUUUUGACACCAUUAAAGGUGUCUGAUGAACAGUCGGAUUCGCCUUCAGGAUCUGAGUCUAAAAAUGGUGAAGCAGACAGUUCAGAUAAAGAAAUGAAACAUGGGCAAAAAUCUCCUACUGGAAAACAAACAAGUCAGCACUUAAAACGAUUAAAAAAGUCUGGUUUAGGGCACUUGAAAUGGACCAAAGCUGAGGACAUUGACAUAGAAACCCCAGGAUCUAUUCUUGUCAACACUAACUUGAGAGCAUUAAUAAAUAAACAUACGUUUGCAUCCUUACCUCAGCAUUUCCAACAAUACCUCCUGCUUUUGCUCCCAGAAGUAGAUAGGCAGAUGGGAAGUGAUGGAAUUUUACGCCUCAGUACUUCAGCUCUGAAUAAUGAAUUCUUUGCAUAUGCAGCACAGGGGUGGAAACAGCGGCUGGCAGAAGGAGAAUUUACCCCAGAAAUGCAAUUACGAAUAAGGCAAGAAAUUGAGAAGGAAAAGAAAACAGAACCUUGGAAAGAAAAAUUCUUUGAAAGAUUUUAUGGAGAAAAGUUGGGCAUGUCAAGAGAGGAAUCUUUGAAGCUCACUUCUGGACAAAACAAUGAUGCAGCUGAAAGCAGUUCCUCAUGUGGGACCUCUAGUCUUAUGAGUUCUUCUGCACAGACAUCUUUGGAAGAACAAGAGUCAAAAAGCAUGAAAAAUCCAGUUUCCCCAGAGCCUGAGCUCUGUGCCACACUUUGUCCUAUGGUAGAGAUUCCAGCUAAAGAUGGAAUGGCAGAAUCUGAAUCAGAGGAUAUCUUGAUUCCUGAAGAAUCUGUGAUUCAGGAGGAAAUUGCAGAAGAGGUAGAGACAAGCAUCUGUGAAUGCCAGGAUGAAGAUCAUAAGACAAUGCCUGAGUUUUCUGAGGAGUCUGAAACUGCAAACAGUUCCCAUGCAGAGCCCCACAUCUCACCGCCUGAAGAUAACUUAGAAUCCUGUGUCGUGAUGAAUGAUGUUUUAGAAACUUUGCCUCACAUAGAAAUUAAGGUGGAAGAGAAAUCAGAAUCCCCCCAGGAAGAAAUGUCCGUUGUUAUUGAUCAAAUAGAAGUCUGUGACUCUCUUGUACCUUCCACUUCUGUGACUCAAGUCAUAGAACAUAGGGAGCCAGAAACUGCACUAGAGACCAAUACUCCAAAAUUACCAACAGGGUCAUCUUUAGAAGGCCAGUUUCCAAAUGAAGCAAUUUCUGUAGAUAUGGAGUUGCAGAGUGAUCCCGAUGAACAGCUUUCUGAAAAUGCUUGCGUAUCUGAAACAUCCUUCUCUUCUGAGAGCCCAGAAGGUGCCUGUCCCAGCCUGACAUCCCCAAGUGGAGAAACACAAUCCACUUGCGAAGAAUCAUGUACUCCAGCCUCCCUUGAGACCGCAUUCUGUUCUGAGGUGUCCAGCACUGAAAAUACAGACACAUAUAAUCAGAGAAAGCCCACUGAUGAAAAUCUCCAUGCAUCUUUGAUGUCAGAAAUAUCUCCAUUAUCCACUUCACCGGAAAUAUCAGAAGCGUCUCUUAUGUCCAACUUGCCUUUAACAUCAGAAGCAUCCCCUGUAUCAAACUUACCUUUAACAUCAGAGACAUCACCAAUGUCUGAUUUACCUUUGACAUCAGAAACUUCUUCAGUGUCUUCCAUGCUUCUCACAUCUGAGACCACGUUCGUAUCCAAUUUAUCGCUUCCUUCCGAAACCUCUCCAACUACUAAUUCUUCUCUGAGUGAAAGAAUGUUGCAUCAACCAAGAAAGUCACCUUCCAUGCCAGAAGAACCACACUCUUCACAAAAAGAUGAAGCUUCUACCCCAGUCAGACCCCUAGGAGAGAGCCUUCUCUCUCAGCAGAAGACUCUGUCGAAUGCUCCUGAAGCUAUCAAAAUGGGUUCUUCUUCCGUUGUUCCUGAUGCCUUUCCACUUGAAGAAUUACACAAUAAGACCAUGAAUCAGCAGCCUUGUAAAUCCCAUGCUGAACCUGAGAAAUCCUACCCUCCAAAUGAAGAACUUCCUUCUCCAGAAAUCAUCAAAGUGAAAAAUCAUAGUGUCCUACAAAGAAUAGAUAAGAAGGCAGUGUCCUCCCCUUUGGAAUUAUCUGCCUUUUCUGAGGAGACUGAGAGGAAAGGAAGUGAGCUUCCAUCAGCUAAAUUACAGGACAAGCAGUAUCCUUCAUUAGUGGACAAGGCUUCAUUUUCAGAAGGCCCUAGAAACAGAACGCAUAAGCAAGGAAGCACACAGAAUCGAUUGGAGACCUCACAUACUUCCAAGUCAUCAGAGCCCUCCAUGUCACCUGAUGGGAUAAGAAAUGAAAGAGAAUCAGAAAUAUCAAAGAGGAAAACUGCAGAGCAGCACAGCUUUGGAAUCUGUAAGGAAAAAAGAGCUAGGAUAGAAGAUGAUCAGUCAACCCGCAAUGUACCAUCCAGCAGUCCACCUGAGAAAGAACAGCCUCCAAGAGAAGAACCCAGGGUCCCACCUCUCAAGAUCCAGCUUUCCAAAAUUGGACCACCUUUUAUUAUCAAGAGCCAGCCUAUCUCUAAGCCCGAGUCUCGAGCAUCCACUGGCACUGCCGUUAGUGGGGGGAGGAAUACAGGAGCCAGGACCCUUGCAGACAUCAAGGCCCGUGCUCAACAAGCAAGGGCUCAGCGAGAAGCCGCGGCUGCAGCUGCUGUAGCUGCCGCCGCCAGCAUCGUCUCUGGAGCCAUGGGGAGCCCAGGAGAAGGUGGAAAAGCCAGAACCCUAGCACAUAUCAAAGAACAGACAAAGGCUAAGCUCUUCGCCAAGCAUCAAGCCCGAGCCCACCUCUUCCAGACCACUAAAGAGGCUUGGUUGUCUCCGCUCAACUCCAAGGAAGGGCCUCCAAACUUAGAAGUGUCUUCAACUCCAGACACAAAAAUCGAAGCUUCAACUGGUGUCAUCAUUGUCAAUCCGAACUGCAGGUCUCCUAACAAGUCAGCUCACCUCCGGGAGGCUACCACUGUAUUACAGCAGUCACUUAACCUGCCUAAAGUCCCAGAAACGGCCACUGACUUAUCUGGGCAGAGUUCUGAUGAAAAUAUCCCCAUGCCACAUUUACCUGAGAAACUUGUUUCAUCUACCUCUUCUGAAAGCAGCAGUGUGCCUGGGCUUUUUAAUAAAAAUCCUGUCCCUGUGUCUGUCUGCAGCACUACUAUGUCGGGAGCAAUUACAGAACAUCCCUUUGUAGGUCCUGUUGACAAAUCAUCUGUUCUAAUGCCUGUCGACAGUGUCAACACAACCAUUUCUGCUUGUAAUAUGAGCAUGUUAAAAACCAUUCAGGCAGCUGACACUCCAUGCAUAGCCAUUAUACCAAAAUGUAUUGAAAACACUCCCCUUCCGAUUGCUACAGAGAGUUCAAGCAUCCCCAGCUCCGUGGAUGAUAAGCAGUUGCUGAUAGCAAGCAACAGUGCCAGCAACUUAGUCACCAGUCCAUACACCUCCGUGCCAACUCCAUCCGUUGGAAAUUUGCCAAACCAUCUCUCCACGAGCUCUGUCUUGAUUCCCCCAGCAGGAAUAAAUAACCGAUUUCCUUCUGAGAAGAUGGCCCUGCCUGGGAGUGAAGAUCAGGCCACCAUUUCCAUGGGGACCACUGUGAGGGCAGCCCUGAGCUGCAGUGACUCGGUAGCAGUCACAGACUCUCUGGUUGCACGCCAGCCCAUUGCAAUGUUUACUGGCAACGUGUUCACAAUAAACUCUUACGAUAAUCCUCCCAACGCAAAUGCUGAAAGUGUAGACAAAAAUGCAGGGCCUCGGACCAGAGCGGAUCAUUCUGGAAAACCUCAGCAACCACCCGGUGGCUUUGCACCAGCAGCCAUCAACCGAUCAAUUCCAUGCAAAGUCAUUGUGGACCACAGCACCACGCUAACCUCCAGCUUGUCUCUGACAGUCUCCACUGAAAGUGCAGAAACCAGCCUGGAUCUCCAGAGUAGGUUAGUGAGGACAGACGCACCCAUACAGUCCCUGGCAUGCCCCCAGGUGUCAGUUAUUAGUAGGCCGGAACCAGUUGCAAAUGAAAGUGUAGCUCAUGGCUCCAGUUUCAUUGCUGCUUCUGAAGCAGACUGUAAAGCCCUGCAGGCCUCCUGCACAGGUCUCCAAGAAUUACCCCUAGUUAUACCAGAUAAACUGAAUGAGGUGCCUGCACCUAGUCACAGCUUUGCUGAGCAGGCACUUGGCCCAACUACUUUCAAAAGUGAAACAGACACAAGCUGUAGUAAUCAAUAUAACCCAGGUAACCGGAUUUGCUGGAAUGAUGAUGGAAUGAGGAACACAGGACAGCCUCUGGGUAGCCACUUGGGGUCAAGUAAGCAGAAAGAAUAUCUAGAACCGAGUUGCCCAAAGACUAUCAAAACCGAGCAUGCCAACUACUCCCACGUGCCAGAACUUCACCCCAGAAAUCUUAUAACAAAUGUCACACUCCCUGUGAAAUCUGAAGCUCCUGAAGUGGACAAAGGCUUUAGAAUGGACACAGAAGAGUUCCCUGGAGCUGAGCUACCUUCUCCAGCAACAGAGGUAACCUCUAGCGUACAACAACCGCAGAACUCAAAGGCUUCCACCGCCAGUCCCAUGGAAGAGGCAAUUUCCUUGGCGACAGACACCCUGAAAAGGGUUCCGAGUACAGGGAGCUCAGGCUGCCGUCUGUCUUCUGUGGAGGCUAACAACCCACUGGUGACUCAGUUACUACAGGGCAACCUGCCUUUGGAAAAAGUGUUGCCGCAGCCCAGACUGGGAGCCAAGCUCGAAAUUAACAGGCUUCCUUUGCCUCUUCAAACUACCUCAGUGGGCAAAGCAGCGCCAGAGAGGAGCAUUGUGGAGAUGCCAUCCAGCUCUCCAAAUCCAGAUGGUAAGGGCUACUUGGCAGGGACCCUUGCACCACUCCAAAUGAGAAAGCGAGAAAACCACCCCAAAAAGAGAGUGGCCAGGACUGUUGGGGACCACACACAAGUUAAAUGUGAAGCAGGGAAACUGUUAGGGGACCCCGAUGUCAAAGGGGUGCCUUGUGUUAUCGGCUCCAGCAUGAACCAGCUAGGGCACAGCCAGCCCUUUAAACAGGAGUGGCUGAACAAGCACUCCAUGCAGAACCGAAUGGCCCACAGCCCUGAGGUCAAACAGCAGAAGCGACUGCUCCCCUCCUGUAGCUUCCAGCAGAACCUGUUUCACGUUGACAAGAACGGCAGCUUCCACCCAGAAGCUGCUACCUCACACAGACAGCAGUUUUACCAAAUGCCUAUGGCUGCAAGGGGCCCCAUGCCAACUGCAGCUCUGUUACAGGCCUCUUCCAAGAGCCCAGCAGGCUGUAAUGCAUUUGCCUUCAAUAGACAUCUUGAACAGAAGGGAUUGGGAGAGGUCGCUGUUUCUUCAGCCCCUCACCAGCUUAGGUUAGGCAACAUGCUAUCCCCCAAUAUACCCAUCAAAGAAGGUGAUGAUGUGGGGGGUACUACACAUACAAUGCCAAGCAAAGCACUAGCGCUUCCUCCACCUCCACCACCUCCACCACCUCCACCUCCACCACCUCCACCUCUUCCUAAUACAGAAGUCCUGCCCGAUCAAAAACAGCCACCAGUUACCAUGGAAACCACGAAAAGACUUAGUUGGCCACAGUCCGCGGGCAUGUGUAGCAAUAUCAAAUCGGAACCUCUUUCAUUUGAGGAAGGCUUAAGCAGCAGCUGUGAACUGGGCAUGAAGCAAGUUUCCUAUGACCAGAAUGAAAUGAAAGAACAAUUAAAAGCAUUUGCGCUAAAAAAUGCAGAUUUCUCAUCUUAUUUGCUUUCUGAGCCGCAAACGCCUUUUACCCAGUUAGCUGCUCAGAAAAUGCAGGUGCAGCAGCAGCAACUCUGUGGAAAUUACCCAACAAUACACUUUGGUAGCACGAGCUUCAAGAGGGCCGCAUCAGCCAUUGAAAAGUCCAUUGGGAUUCUGGGAAGUGGCACCAAUGCUGCCACUGGCCUGCCUGGUCAGAAUGCUCAGAUGCCCGUCCAGAACUUUGCCGACAGCAGCAAUGCAGAUGAGUUGGAACUGAAAUGCUCUUGCCGGCUGAAAGCCAUGAUUGUGUGCAAAGGUUGUGGGGCCUUCUGUCAUGACGACUGCAUAGGGCCUUCAAAACUCUGUGUAGCUUGCCUGGUUGUACGAUAA
This is a messenger RNA of Chrysochloris asiatica (Cape golden mole), 6627 nucleotides long. It is a transcript of the gene ASXL3, whose product is annotated as additional sex combs like 3 (Drosophila). Gene Ontology annotation, biological process: positive regulation of transcription by RNA polymerase II; animal organ morphogenesis. Bases 22 to 6627 code for a protein of 2201 amino acids. Gene Ontology annotation, cellular component: PR-DUB complex. The record is from RefSeq and is a predicted model, not a curated record. Gene Ontology annotation, molecular function: DNA binding; peroxisome proliferator activated receptor binding; chromatin binding. The transcript is spliced from 12 exons. NCBI's taxonomy places the organism in Eukaryota, Metazoa, Chordata, Mammalia, Afrosoricida, Chrysochloridae.